AUGGCCAAUGGACAUGUUCCAGACCUCACUGGGGAUGCCAUUGAAGCAUCCCCUCCAGACAUCUUCAAUGCCAGCUCCGUCGCAGAAAUCAAAGCCACCCUGUCCCACCUCCACACCCAAGAAGCCUCCGUAACCGCCCGCCUCGAUGCUCUAGUAACGUCCCAGAAAGACCUGUCCAGAGAACUGGGCAGGCUGGAUCUGAUGCGCGCCAACAUCGGAUCCCACGCCAGCACAACCCGAUCCAUCAGCCAUGGCAUGCUCUCCGAAGCCGCCGGCACCGCCGACCGCAUCUCCAGCGCGGUCCGCCGCCUUGACCUCGAACAAGCCCGCGUGAAAGCUACAUUGGAGGUUGUGGAACAGGUGGCUGAGCUCAAGGCAUGUGCCCUGGGCGUCUCAGGGUCCAUGGGCGCACCCCAGGAUUGGGAGAAAGCGGCGAGCUACCUGCAUCGUGCGGCGCAGAUUCCAGACACGGUUCUGAACGGGGCUUUUGCAGCUGAGAUGGUGCCUACCGCAGACGUGCCCGACCCUCCAAGUGUGACACUAGACAAUGCGGCAGAGUCGCUGUGCGGGCUCUUUCUACGUGAAUUUGAGAAGGCAGUCAAGGAAAACGACGGCGCCAAAAUCACACGCUUCUUCAAGCUGUUUCCUCUCAUUGGACGCUCUGAGGUCGGACUCGAUCUGUACGGUCGAUAUGUUUGCCAGGGCGUGGCUGCGAAAGCUCGCGCCAACCUCAACGGCGCUACUGGCGGGGCUCAGACCAAAGAUGGUUUCUUUUAUGCCAACGCUCUUACGAAGCUGUUCGAACAUAUUGCACAGAUUAUUGACGGUCAUGGGGGACUCGUUGAACACCACUACGGCCAGCGGAAAAUGGGACCUGUUAUUGAACGGGGCAUCAUCCUUGAUACGUGGGGCGAUGAACGCCACGUCGACCGCAAAUUGAUGGACAUCAAGUCCUAUGCUUUCACAUUUUUGGUUCAGAGCUUCCUGCCUGCUCAGCGGGCAGGCCCUCCUCGCUCACAGUCGCCUGCUACGGGGCCAACUGAGGAAGAGGGUGUGGACAUGAAGGAGAUUGAUGGUAUUUUGAACGAAAUGGCCAUCAUGUUGGGCCGCUGGUCGCUCUACUGUCGAUUCUUGGCCGAUACAUGCAAUUCAUCGGAUGAUCAAGAUGAUGACAAGAGAUUCGCUCUUCCGAGCUUCCUUCAGGAGUCACCUCUGACGCACAAGAUCAACGACCGUCUGGUUUCGCCCUUCAAUGCCAUGACAACCUUCUUUUUCCGGCGCUCUGUCGAAAAGGCUUUCCAAUUAGACGAGUCCCCCUCAGGUCUAACGCUAAACAUGCAACGUCCACUAAAAGCCGACCCGCCUCACAUCACCUCAGCCGUCGACGACAUAAUGUACAUCGUCAACAAGGUCAUUCAACAAACCAUCGCCACCUCCCAGGAAGCAGUAGUGACAAACGUCGUCCCAACCAUUUCCCGCGUCCUCGGCUCGGACUUCAUAGGCAUGACCCAACGCAAGAUGCGCGACGAAUGCUACCCGCGCGCCAUCCAAGGAGGCCAACCUCCCGAGCAAACAACAAUCGCCUUCCUAGUCCAAAUCAACAACCUAGACAUAGCAGUCGACUACAUCCGCCGCAUCGUCCAAAACAACACAGGCUCCAAAACCCUCCCUGACCAACCAGGCGACCCAACACCCCACCUCCUAAACAUCUUCCCAUCCCCAACCUCCGCAGCAAACGUCUACACAACCCUGCACUCCCUCGCAACAACCUUCGAAAGCAGAAUAACCGAACUCCUCAACGACGGUAUCCAAGUUAUCUUCAAUAACGUCAUCAAGCCGCGCCUACGUCCAAUCCUCGCAGACGUCUUCCGCGACGUCGAAUACACCCCAGAGCCAACAGCCGACUUCGACGAUCGCGAGCUCGUAAAACCCCGCUUCACAACCUCAUGGAGCGAGCUCAUGACGCCGCACGCUCGAAUCUUAACCCCCACAGCCUUUGAUCGCGUUCUCGGCGUCACGGUCUCGUAUCUCUCGCGUCUGCUCGAGAAGAGGCUGUACUCGUACAAUGCGCGGAUCAACGCGCUUGGCGCGGCAAGGCUCGAGCGCGAUAUCGCGGGUCUUGUUGGCGCGGCUGUUGAAGUGGGUUAUGUGGCUGGUGCGCCGGGGCGGUAUAAGCACCGGGAAGUGUUUACUCGGGUUGUGCAAAUGACGCUGGUUAUGAGUAUGGAUGAGGAUGAGUGGGAUGAAGUGAGGAGGGGUGGAGAGGCUGCGGAGGUGGUUGAGAAGUUGAGUCGGGAGGAAUUGAUUAGGAUUCGGGGGAUGGUGAGGAGGUAA
Molecule: messenger RNA, 2334 nt
Organism: Penicillium brevicompactum
Lineage: Eukaryota; Fungi; Ascomycota; Eurotiomycetes; Eurotiales; Aspergillaceae
Product: Golgi transport complex subunit COG4
Exons: 3
Coding region: 1-2334 (777 amino acids)
Source: RefSeq, a predicted model, not a curated record